AUGGAGCCGCCGGAGGAGCGCACCGAGAGCCGGUUGGUCUCCUUCCAGUACGUGCACGUGCAGCUGCAGGGGGGCGCACCCUGGGGCUUCACCCUCAAGGGGGGGCUGGAGCACGGGGAGCCCCUCAUCGUCUCCAAGAUUGAAGAUGGAGGUAAGGCGGCCCUGUCCCGCAAGAUGCGGCCCGGGGACGAGCUGGUGAACAUCAACGGCACCCCACUGUACGGCUCCCGGCAGGAGGCGCUCGUCCUCAUCAAAGGCUCCUACCGCACGCUGAAGAUGAUUGUCAGGAGGAGGAACGUGCCCGUCAUCAGGCCCCACUCCUGGCACCUGGCCAAGCUCUCCGAGGUCCGGACCGAGGCUGCCACCAUGCACUGUCCCUCUGAUGCCUUCAGCUUGUCUUGGCACUCAGGAUGUGACUCCAGUGACCUGUCCCUGCAGUGGGCCCAGCUGUCUCGCCAUUGCAGCACGGAGAAGAGCAGCUCCAUUGGAAGCAUGGAGAGCCUGGACCCGCCCGGCCAGACCUACUACGAGGGCAGCCUCUCGCCUGUGGACCAGAGCAUGUACCAGAACAAGCGGGACUCUGCCUACAGCUCCUUCUCAGCCAGCUCCAACGCCUCGGACUAUGCCCUGUCCCUGCGCCCCGAGGAGAUCUCCUCCACAGACUCCAUCCUCCAGGGCCUGGGCCCCAGCCAAGCCCACGAGGGGCGCUACCUGCAGACAGGUAGUGAGGGGGCAGAUGUCUCCCACCAGCUGUGUGAGCGCCUGGCACCCAACUCCAGGCCCUCCUCAUGCCCCCACGAAAGCAACCUGUCGGGCUCUGCCAAAUCAGGCCCCCCUCCCCAGCCCCCUGUCAGGAGGGACAGCCUCCGGGCCUCCAACCCCCAGCCAGCUGGCACCGAGCGACGCCGGGCCUCCGCCCCGGCUGAUGCCCUGCACCUCCCGGGCAGAUGGACCUCGGACACCUCACUGUGCCUGCGAGACAAGGAGCCCGAGGGAGUGGGAGGCCACCCGAAGGAGCACCUGUCUGCUGACCAGUACUACAUGCUGAGCUCCCACCUGGACAGACGCCAGCCCAGCAUGGAGCAGCUGUUAGGGGAGAGCACAGACCAUCCCCAGGGGGCUGCCCAUGGGCAGUGCCAGGACAGCGGUGCCCACGAAGGACAGCCAGGCGCCAACGGUGACCCGCCCCUGUCUCCUCGGAAGGGGCACCGGCACAGUGCCCCUGAGCAGCUGCUUGCAUCCCAGCUGCACUCCCUGAAUGUAGCCAUGGGCAGCAGCCGCUGGGACACCCAGCUGCAGGAUGGGCACCAAUGGACCGUGAACCCGCUGCACUUGGAGCAGCCGGGACUUGGCCAGCAGACAGAGGAUGCCAAAGAGCAGCCGUGCAGGGAUCCGGCCGCGGGCACAGACCGGGCUGAUGACCAUGCCACACAAGCCCAGCACUCCCCUGACCGGGCCCAGGACUCCUGCCACAGCCAGGGGCCAUACAGGUGUUACCCAGAGCUGGAGAGAUCCUGCAGCACCCCCAGCGAGUCAGCCAUGCCACAACAGCCUGCUGGCCUGACCCCUGCAUGCAGCUCCGAGGCGCUGGUGGAGGAGGGGAAGGAGUCCGGGGAGAGCAGGCCGAGCACCAGGAAAUCGGGCCCUUCCCAUCAGCGAUCAGCCCAGCUGCGGCGCCGGAGUGAGCGCUUCGCCACCAACCUGCGCAACGAGAUCCAGAGGAGGAAGGCCCAGCUGCAGAAGAGCAAGGGCUCUGCGGCUCUGCUGUGUGGGGAGGAGCCAGUGGAGGAGACGGAUGAACCAUGCGAGAGUCCCCCCAAUCCCUCAGCCCCGCCACAGGGCAGGCUGCCUAGCUCAGGGGACAGGAGCUCUGUCGGCGUGGCACGAGCCAGAGCCAAGUGCCUGAGCCCCAUGCCGGGCGCAGCACCUGCUGGGGAACAUGGCAGGAGCCCCGGCUGCCCAGCCAACAGGAGCGCCCUCACCCCCCAGCCUGCACGGAAAGGCCCCAGCACCCCUGCCCCUGACAGGGAGAAGCAGAGGGCUCCGGGGACUGGGGGCCGGUGGCGGUGGUCUCCGGAGCACAAGCUGCAGCGGGCCCUGAGCCCUGGGGAGGCAUAUGCCAAGGGGCCGGAGGCGCCCGCCUCCCCGCUGCGCCUGGCAGAGGAUGCCGUCCUGCUGCCCUUUGCCGACCGGAGGAAGUUCUUUGAGGAGACCAGCAGGUGCGUGGUGCGCCUCCCCGCCCGGCACAGCAAGCCCCCCAGCUUCCAGCCAAAGGCAGCCGAGCCGCACACCUUUCAGCCACUGGGCGCUGAAUGUCGGGAGCUGCGGCGCCGUUCCGUGGACCAGUCCUACCCGCCCCUGUCGCCGGGGCGGCAGAAUCUCCCCGCCUACGCCGAGUGCUGCCUGGAGCCGUCUGUGUGCUACGCCGGCCUCCCGCGGCAUGGCGAGUUCGAGUACCUGCGGCCCUUUGCCCGGGCCUGUGCCGGGACGGCCCCGGUGCUCCGCGAGCCCUGCCUCUACUGCUCCGGCGACAUGUGCCCUGCACUGCUGCAGAGGAACAUGCAGCCCAGCCAUCACGGCUACCGCUGCCACACGCACCCCUGGGUGCCGCGGUGUUCCGACUGCUGCUGCUCUGUUCCCCACAAGGCUCUGGAGAAGAGCGAGCCCUGGCCUGGGAGGAAGGUGUUCCUGCCGGAAUUUCCUCUGGAGGAGUGGGAGCCUGGGGCGAUAAACAGGAAGGGCAGCCAGUCAGUGAGCGAGCUGGCGCACUACAAGAUCGGCUUCCAGAGGGAGGGUCCCUUCCGGCCCUGCUUGGAGAGCUCCGAGCAGACGUGGCCUCCGUGCUACCGGGCUGCGUCCUCUCUCGACCUCUCUUGGGACUGCGAGCGGCGCGCGCCAGAGAACCCCAGCGAGUCACUCCACCGCCCGCUCCGGGGCAGGGCCUUCUCAGAGAGCCACCUCAACAUGGAACCGCCCAGCACCCGGGGCCAGGAGAUGAGAGACGCCCCCUUAGCCAAGCUAGAUGAGAUCCACCCGAUGCCUCUGUGUCCGGCCAGAAAGAAAGGGCCGCCUCCUCCCCGGCCCCCACCCCCUAAUUGGGAGAAGUACAGAACUCGCCGGGCCUCCCACCACCACCUGUACCCACUGGAGCCCGCCGGGCCUGGCUCAGCCUUGCUGGCGGUGCCCCUGGAACAGCCUCACCACCAAGGUGGUGGCAGCGUGGAGACCGCAAGGCAGCGCUCCCAGAGCCUUCCCCUGGACAAGCUCCCUGGGGACUCGGUCAAGCCCGUGGCCAUCUCACAGCCCCGAAUGCCUGGCACCCUCCCGCAGGAAUCCCUGGACACCGGACACCUGCCAGAGCAGGGGAGCAACCACUACUACUGCCACGUCUCGCCUCAGGAGCCGCUGGCACUGGACAUGGGCACCAGGGACACUCCCAGGCCAGAUGGGCCCUCAGAGGAGGGGGUGAAGGAGACGCCGCGGUGGGAUAUGGGCAGGUCUGUAAAGGAUGAACAAUACCAAGUGAUUAGCUGGGGCCAGGAGCGCCCGCGGCCCAGCCCCCCCUGCCUGGCCCCCGAGGAGGUGGAGUCGGCCCAGGAGAGCGCAGAGGUGGAGAGCUGCCGGCUGGGCAGGCAGCCGCCCUGCCGCAUGACCUCAGAGGAGCUGAUGCGAGAUGUGGCGGGCAGGGAUCGCUCCCUGGCAGGUGUGCUGAGCCCAGCCUCUGGCAUGGUGACAGCCGCUGAGGUCAUGGGAGAGCUCUUCUCGGCGGGGGACCGCCGCUCGUGGAAGGACCAUUACCAGCAGGACUGGCGGCUGGAGAAGCAGAGUGAGGCUGAAGCUCAGGAAAGGGAGGAGUUCCAGCCCAUCUCCCCUCCCCUGGGGGGCGCCGUCAGCCCCACCUCCUACUCAGCCUAUUACAACACCUCGGCGGGCAAGGCUGAGCUACUCAACAAGAUGAAGGAGCUACCGGAGGGGACCUCAGAGGAGGAGGAGGUGGAUCACGAGCUAGCACAGAAGAAGGCACAGCUCAUCGAGAGCAUCAGCAGGAAGCUGGCGGUGCUGCAGGAGGCGCAGCGGGGCCUGCAGGAGGAUAUCAACGCCAACGCAGAACUGGGGGAGGAGGUGGAGUGCCAGGUGAAGGGCGUCUGCAAACCCAAUGAGUUUGACAAGUUCCGCCUCUUCAUCGGAGACCUAGACAAGGUGGUGAAUCUGCUGCUGUCGCUCUCGGGGCGGCUGGCCCGGGUGGAGAAUGCCCUCAACAGCCUGGACCAUGAGGCCACCGAGGACGAGAAGCUGGCGCUGCUGGAGAAGAAGCGGCAGCUGACGGAGCAGUUGGAGGAUGCCAAGGAGCUGAAGGAGCACGUGGACCGGCGAGAGAGGGCCGUGUUCGGCACCAUCUCGCGCUCCCUGCUAGCCGAGCAGCUCCAGGACUACCAGCACUUUGUCAAGAUGAAGUCAGCCCUCAUCAUCGAGCAGCGGGAGCUGGAGGAGAAGAUCAAGCUGGGCGAGGAGCAGCUCAGGUGUCUCAGGGAGAGCCUCCUGCUUGGGCCCAGAGAUUAUUAG
Molecule: messenger RNA, 4563 nt
Organism: Emys orbicularis (European pond turtle)
Lineage: Eukaryota; Metazoa; Chordata; Testudines; Emydidae
Gene: SHROOM4
Product: shroom family member 4
Exons: 11
Coding region: 1-4563 (1520 amino acids)
Biological process (GO): actin filament organization
Cellular component (GO): adherens junction; cortical actin cytoskeleton; apical plasma membrane
Molecular function (GO): actin filament binding
Source: RefSeq, a predicted model, not a curated record